Messenger RNA from Spodoptera exigua (beet armyworm), 1438 nucleotides. Lineage: Eukaryota; Metazoa; Arthropoda; Insecta; Lepidoptera; Noctuidae. The record is from the annotation of a GenBank genome assembly.
UAGUAACUUGUUUGAAGGAAACUAAAUGGACGUCUCUAUUUAAUUGGACAAACUUGAUGAAUGUGGAUGGAUUGUGAACUUUCUGAAAUACAAACAACAUCCCGGCUUCGAAAAGAAUUCCAAUUGAUAUGGAGCUGGUCACACUGGCUAAGGAGGUGUUCCAGAGUAUAGCGGAGCAUGCGGCGAGCUACCGCCUGGGGCAGUCGGUGCUAAGACACCUCGACCGAACGCUAUGGGUCGUCGAGAAAUGUGCAAGAUGGGCCGUCCCACCGCCAUUCGAUCAAGAUGAGCGUCCACAGCCAGAAUUAGUUCGACCCCUACCAUGGGUGUUCUUCCUGGCUCUCAUAGUGGCGUUACGAAUCACCAGAGAGUCUAUAUCACUCAUCAACCUUGUUAUGGGAAAACCGCCACUAAGAUCUGCUGAUGUGGUCAUGUACAUACAAAGCCAUCGUCGCUACCUGCGCACCCUAAAGUACCAGGGCAACAGAUUGAGCCGCGCCCGCACCAGUAGCGGGCAGCCGCGCCAGUCCUGGGCGUCAGCGCUGCACUCACUAUUCGAGUUCACCAUGUGCUUUCGACGAAACUCACAACAUUAUGGAAAUAAUAACAGCACCCAUGUCAGCAAUAAUGAGGAAGUUUUAGUGGUAAAGAGAAGUAAACGCGGUCGAGAGCACGCGAGCCCCACAGCUUCCACCAGCGAAACCACCAUGGAGCGACUUAUUGAGAAGAUGAUGGUCGAUUUAGACGCUGAUUCUGAUGAAGAUUCCAGUUUUACGUUGACCAACGUGACAAGUCCAAAGAGCGAUAGAUCAGAUUUCACAACGGAAUCGGACCAGGACACGAUUUACCAGAACAAUGUCUCAGACAAGGCAAAUGAGACGAACGGCCCUAUCGACUCGCCAUACUCCCCCAACAUGUCCGAGGCUCCCUGCUCCACCCCAGAAAGAACAGAAGAAGUUAUCACUGAACCUGAAUCACCAGUAAUAGAGAAGGAAGAAGAAAAAACCGAAAAUGAGAAGAUAGAAGACUCUUCAACAGAACAAGAAGUACUUUCACCCAAAGAAGAAACAUUAAGGUUUAUACAGCAUGAGACAGCUCCAUCAAAAAUUCCCCGCUCACCGAACAAUGAACAGAAAAUCGCCAACGGGCGAGUAAAGAGUGCGCCUGGCAAAAAGAAAGGAACCCCAAUAGUGGAGAAAGAGAAAGAUAGAAGAGACUCGCAGGGUGGGAAGAACGCAUCAUCAAACAGCAUGUAAGGGAGGAUACAAAGUAAAUCUCACACAGUCAAUCAUGAGAUGCUGCCGUGCAGUUUGUGAAUAGUUUUAUAAGUAACUGUUUAAUUACCCGCUAAAAUAUAUGCUCAUUAAGUUCACGUCGUCUACAAAAAAAAAGGUUGAAAUACUAAUUUCAAUAUAAACUGUAAGUAGUUUCAUAUAUU